UAAAUGUUCAUAUACAAUUAAUGCUCACUUAUUUCAAUUUUUUGCUUAUUAUCAUUUUUUGGGGGUACUUUUCUCGUUCUCUCAGCUUCUAUAUUCUUUCGAGUCAAAACAACCAAGAAUGUGAAAAUCUCUUUGCUUUCAUAUAAUUGCAUGUCCUCUUUCUUUUUUGUUUUGGCAACAACGUUUCUUGAAAUUUCGAAUGCACUAAGGCUGGGUCUUCUGUAUCGUCUCAACGGGCUAAAACUCAAAAAAGAUUUCGAGACAUGUUAUUCUUCUCAUAUACCUCAACUAAAAGUCCAUUUAAAGGAAGCAAUUACUUGUCUAAAGUUGUUAUGACAACUUAAUUUUUAGAGGAAACCCACCCUAAGUUUUUAGUUUGCAAGCCCUAGAGUCUUAAAUCCAGGUAACACUUUGAGUUUCCAACAAACUGAUAAAGAGAAAGAGAGAAACUUAUUUACUCUGUAGAUUUGGUGACGACUUGUUGCAGCUUCAGCUUUAUUCGAGAUUUCCCGAGUCAUUUGUACAAAUCUACAACUUACAUAUACAAAUUCUUAUCGAAAAUAAAGCUUAGUAGCUCAAUGUUUACCCAUACGAUACGAGUCAUACGAUCACCAUGAAAAUAAGUGCACCACAUGCAGCAACUGCUAGCUACUCAGAAGAGUCGGCAAAAUAAUUAUACAGAAUGAAAAAGAGUACAAGAAGAAGUACAGCUCCCAAUCCAAACCCUUCAGCAUCAUAACCAAAGCCCUCACUUCGCCGGUUGCAAUCAGAGAGAAAAUGUUCAGUUUUUGUGAGAAAACAGUGAGAAGGUGUAUUAGCAACAGCAAAAUGAUCGUGUGAAAGAUUGUUAUUGGAUUACUGUUAGCACAUUGAUUUCCAAGGCUUGCUAAGCUUGGCUAGCGGUGACACCUUGCACCCUAGCCAACCGGUGGAAACGAAGGCAUGAGGUAGGCAUGUCUUUACAAGGUGACCCGACGGUGUCGGUUGGUGUCGGCACUGGUCCCUAAGGCAAGUGGCAGUCGUGAUGCACAUGAUGGCCCGAUGAUAUCGAGGCAGGGAUGCUAAACGGGAAGCAGGCUUGUGGGACAAUGCAAUCGAGAAAAACGGCUAAGUAUUGGGAGCUGGGGUUGGAUCACGAAAUUGGCCAGGCAGCCUUGAGUUGGCUCGGGUAAAACGGAGGCAGACUUGAGUUGGCUCGGGCAAAACGGUUAUUGACGGUUAACAGCAUUCUGCACAUGUUGCUGGAAGCAUGGGACAGGUGUCCAAGGCAGAAACGGGCAGUUAUCGGCAGUUAUCUCCAGGCAGUUUCAUGUUUCAGUGUGUUGGCAGUUUCUGGCAGUGCCAGCGCAGCCCUAGGGCAGUUGGGGGUGUCAACUGCAAGAUCAUGGGUUGGCCCCAUGAUCUCAUGUACUUAGUGGCCACGUUUUUAUGAUUGUAAGCCUAUUUAGGCAAGCAUUUUCGUAGCCUAAGGCAGAGGGUUGUUCUGUCUAGGUUCUUGAGUGUAUUCCUUUGUAAGUUGGUGCUUAAUAAAGGUUGGGACGGUUCCCGUAACUCUUGAGUGUGUUUCUAGACGUUCAAACAUAUCGGGUGUGUGAGUAAACACUAGUUGGCUAAGACCAAGUUGUUGGCAAACUUGGUGCCAUCACAGGCAGAUUUCUAGGUGAAAAAUAGCCCCGUGAUAGUUGGUAUCAGAGCAUCUUAGGUUGCGAGCAAAAGUUGCAGAACUUCGGGUUGGAGUUAUGGCUGCAAAUGCUGCACUUGAGGCGGUACGGGUCAGAGUUACACAGUUGGAAAAGCUCGUUGGUGAUGAUGAUUCUGAUGAGGGCGUUACCUUGGUUGAAUGCCUGGACGUCGUGUUGGCUUCGGUCGAGUCACAGAAAAAGGCUCACGAAACACACGUCGGUCAGACGGAAACCAAGUUUACAGAGAUGCUGGCGGACUUGAACAAACUCUCAGAUGUCAUUAAGGAGCGGGUUUCUAACUUGGAGUCAGAAUUGUUGGUUGUGAAGAGGGCCUUCAUUGGUCGCUCAGACGGAUUCGAGACUCGUGUAAAAGUCCCUGAACUGAAGGCUUUCGGUGGUGCCCGAAAUGCCAAGGAGUUGGAAAACUUUCUGUGGGAUAUGGAGCAGUACUUCUCUGCUGCUCGUGUUCUAGAGGCAGAUCGUGUGACAAUCACCACGAUGUUUCUCAUGGGCGAUGCGAAACUCUGGUGGAGAACUCGAUGUGAGGACAGCGGGCAUCUAAAGAUCGAGCAGUGGGAUACGCUGAAGAAGGAAUUGAAGGAUCAAUUCCUGCCUUGCAAUUCUUCGUGGCUUGCAAGGGAGUCACUGAAACAAUUGAAGCACACGGGUUCAGUGCGAGAUUAUGUGAAGGAAUUCAGUUCUUUGAUGCUGGAUAUCAAGAACAUGUCGGAGGAGGACAAGGUUUUCAAUUUUAUGUCGGGUUUACAAAAUUAGGCACAGUUGGAACUACAAAGGCUGGGAAUCAGGGACUUGCCAUCAGCUGUUGCUGCUGCUGACGGGUUGGCAGAUUUCAAACUGACGGGCGAAUCCAAUUCUUUUGAAUCCAGCACGUCAAAAUCUGAUUCAAAGAAAUGGGAUAAGAGUCAGAAAGACAAGGGUCAGAAAUCUGAAUCGGUUGCGGAGGACAAACGGCAAGGCAAAGGGAAUUUCAGCAAGGGUUGUUUCAUUUGCGAUGGGCCUCAUCGGGCAAAGGAUUGUCCAAAGCGCAAAAAGCUGAAUGCUAUUUGCGUGGAUGAAGGGGAAGUUGUUGGACUCAUGUACUUACACGAGGAGUGCAGCACACAAAUCAUCCACUGUGACAUUAAGCCUCAAAACAUUCUGCUUGAUGACUCAUUCACGCCAAGGAUUUCCAACUUCAGACUAGCAAAGCUUCUGAUGGGAGAUGAAACUCAGACUCAAACGGCCAUUAGAGGGACCAAAGGAUAUGUUGCCCCGGAAUGGUUCAGAAGUAAGCAUAUUACUGCAAAAGUGGACGUUCACAGCUACAGGGUCAUGUUACUCGAGAUCAUUUGUUGUAGGAAGAACUCUGAAUUGUA
Rhododendron vialii is the source of this 3058-nucleotide messenger RNA. RefSeq lists its product as uncharacterized. NCBI's taxonomy places the organism in Eukaryota, Viridiplantae, Streptophyta, Magnoliopsida, Ericales, Ericaceae. The record is from RefSeq and is a predicted model, not a curated record. The transcript has 2 exons. The coding region runs from base 1740 to 2456 and encodes 238 amino acids.